GAAAAAUUCAACAGGUGUUAACUUGUGUACAAAUGUUGGAAAAAGGGACAUUGUGAGCGCAUUAACAGCCCUUAGCUAAAGUUACACAGUAACCUGAGAUUCAGCGGGGAGGAGUGUGCGUGCGUGAGAGUGUUUGCAUGCAUGGGUACAUGCUUUCAGACAUUAAGCAAGAGGAGGAGUCUUAAAAAAGAAAAAAAAAAAGCAAAUAAAAGGGGCGUGUGUGUCUUAGGGAAGUUGGGAGUAUUUGGAGGGAGUUCCCCGAGUAUUCCAAAGCGGUGUGCACUCCUCCUCACAUGCUUGAGGGAGUGUGUCGGACGUUUCGGAGUCUAUUUGCCAGAAGAAAGAAGGACAAUGGCCUAGCAGCCGUCGGCUGCUGGUCUUGACCAACGAUUGGACAUGGGCCUGCUGCUGCGUUUGGCCUUGGCGCUCACGUGCGUGUGCGUGAGCGUCCAUGUUUACCUGGAGGUGGCACGGCCCCUUGCACCUGCGCCCCUGCCGGUGGGGUGGCCCAUCCGGACCGGGUGGGACCCAGAAACGGAGAACAGACUUGAGAAGAGAGAAGGCCGAAUGAAGGGGAGGGAUGAAGACUCGUUCAGGAAUCGACAGAGAAAGGUGCAUCGGUGGCACAUAAAGCUGCAGCCUUGGGCCAAACAAAGCCACUCUCUGGAGGAUGAAGCAAAACGCUUUCUUCAAUACAUCACAAGACCACAAGUGUCCUGCACAAGUCCCCGUGUGAGCCCAGAUGGAGCAUGGGCCGUGUGUCUGGACCCGAAGUACAGCCUGACUCAUAGGAUGCAACGCAAGCAAUGUAGGGUCUACUCUUUUGGAUUGGGGACAAAUGACCGUAACCUGGAACGGUACCUUGCGGGAUCCGGGUGCGAGGUGCACCGUUUCGAUCCCAGUUUGAAGCAGCCGCACCAGCACUACGGCGAAAUGUGGCUCCACCGCCUAUCCGUCGACUGGAGGGAUCCCAACCCUGCUGUCAUUGCCCAGCGGCAGUACACCAAGAAACUGGCCACUAUCCUCAACGACUUUGGUCACAGACAGGUGGACGUACUGAAAGCAGACAUGGAGAGUGCCGAGUGGAAGAUUCUGGAGAACCUAAUCCUGGAAGGAGUUCUGGACUCGGUCGGUCAACUGCUUUUGGAGGUUCACCUCCACUGGGCGGGUUUCGAGGUGGCGGGGGACAACCCAUCCGUAGUACGCUAUUGGUUCAGCUUGCUCAAGGAGCUGGAACAGGCCAACUUUCGCCUCUUCCACGUGCACAGCGACCCGACCCAACCGCACAUUUUUCUGCACAAGAACGUCUUCAAUGCCAGCAGUACCUACACUUUUGCGUGGGUGAACACACAGUGGAUGCCCUGACGUGAUUCAAAAUGAAAGAAGUUUAUCAGAUAAACUGUCCACUGUAGUAACCGCUGACCCUGAAAGGGUUACGGACCAAAAUACCGGCAGAAGAGCAUCUCUCGGCUCAGGUUGACCCCUCCCCGACCUGCGUAGCACACGGCUCCAUUUCUCCUUGAUGACCUUGAAGCCUCCAGGGGCCGUGUAUUCGACUACCUCAUCUCGGCUGUGCUGUUCGCCCAGGGUCAACUUUCUAGUCGGUCAACCCCAUGUUCACGGUUCGUGAUUAUUUCAAGCCCACGGGCAACUCAUGUUCACAAGACUUGCCCUUCCACCCUCGGUUUAUGGAGACAUGAAGAGACCCACAUUGCAAGGGACGCAAAUAGAUAGUAACCGCAUUUUUUCCUCUUCGGGGAGAAUUAUACAGCCGCAUGGAUUGUGACAGAAGAAGGAAAGACUUUUUGCCACUAUGGCUCUAUCAUGAACAAUCAUGUCAAGAACGUGCAGGUCCAAGAAGGUUCACGUGGAAUAAAGGAAGAGAGGUUUUUUGGUUUGACCUCCAAAAUCAUGUGACCACACCAAAAACUUUGUUUGCACGUACAAAAUAAAAGCAAGAGUGGGCGGAAA
Hippocampus zosterae (dwarf seahorse) is the source of this 1971-nucleotide messenger RNA. It is a transcript of the gene mettl24, whose product is annotated as methyltransferase like 24. The record is from RefSeq and is a predicted model, not a curated record. Bases 397 to 1365 code for a protein of 322 amino acids. The transcript is spliced from 5 exons. NCBI's taxonomy places the organism in Eukaryota, Metazoa, Chordata, Actinopteri, Syngnathiformes, Syngnathidae.